AUGGCUGCGGGCUCGGAGGUUCAGGUGAGGUCAGUGUGCCGCUCGGCAUAUUAUUAACGGCGGCUGGGGCUCCCUCUCUCCCAGCGUUACUAGUGGGUGAUCCAGGGGGUCGGUUACAGGUUGAGGAGAGAUUAUUUAGUUCUAAAGCGGGAUUCCAUAGAGCGUUUUUGAAAACACAGUGUUCCAAUGUAGGUUCUGGCCUCUGAGCUCGCAUGGAUACACAUUGUGUGUAAUGCUUUUGUCCGACUGCAUUUUAACCAGCUAUUCAUAAAUACGGACAUCAUUCCGAUCUUUCAAUUACUUUAAACUUGAAUAGUGCAAAUGACUGAUAACUGAAUUAAUUUGGUGUUCUGUCCAUUAAAGGGUAAAUAUAUUGCUGUAUAUCCUAAACCUGUGUCAUUCGUUGACCCAGUCAUGCUGUAAGUUAACAUAUUUAUUAUUUUUUUAAAUUUUUUAAUAUUUUGGUUUUCAGCAUGCUUUCUCAUUGUGUACUCGAACAAAAGCUCCCCGUUUCUCCAGUCUGGUAAAUCACCCUGUGAUUGCAGUACAUUCCAAUUUAAAGACGCUUUACUUCUUGAACAAAAACAUAUUUUUUUUUUUCCAAUUUACAAAUUAUAUUCAUGUGUCUUUCUUAUUUCUAAUUUUUAUUUACUUUCAGAAUUAUUUGGGGUUGGAGCUUAAUUCUGAUGCCAAGGGUUUAGAAAGUGAUUCAGACAGUGGUCAAGGUAGUUGUGAAAUGGCCUCUCCUGAGGAGCUGAGUAACAGAAUGGAGUGUCUGGAAGAAGGUAUGUCACUUUUGUUUGCUGUCUUGAUUUUGAAAUUCUUAACUUUUUUGUUGGAGAGUCUGUUACCAAUGGUGUUGCCCCACUUGCGUGACAGGAUUGGAAGGUUCGCCACACUGGUUUUCACAAAGUCAAUCCGUCUCUUUGGUUGAGAACAUUAGUACAGAUGAUCUCAGCCAAUGCAAUCUUUCACCAAAGGGAAACAGGUUAAUGCGCAUGUACAGCAAAACUAUGAGACCAUCUGAUUAAAAUAGUCAAGUUUAACGUGGCUAUUGCUGCUCAAGUGCCUCUAGUGGCUGUAUGGGGGACAACCACUAGAAGCAUGUUAACCUCACAAAUUUUCAGUAGCAGAGUUAAAACUAUAGGGACAUGACACUAACAACUUUAUUGAGAUGAAGUGAAUGUUUGCCAUUUAGAAGUUAAAUCAAAAUUGUUUCUAUUUUGGCAGCCCUAGUCACUUACCAGGUUCUCUCAUACAGCUUCCAUGUAUAAAAAAAAUUCCAAUCAGAUUUUAGAGUACAGUGUGAGUUUAGACUGUAUUUCCUACUUUUAUUUAACUUUUAUCAGCGCAUUAUGCUCAUUCAGGGUCUAGCAGGUUAACAGAACAGGAGAUAAGAGGUUCUAAAUUAAACUGUGUGCAAUAAAGGAAGUUUAAACUUUAGAUCUCUUUCAAGGAAUGUAUAGGAAGGCUGUGUAAGUCACAAGUGGAGAGGUAUGGUAAGGACUGCAUAAGCAAAGUGAUUUCUUUCCUAAAUGGCAGAGAAUUGAGCAGUGAGAUUGCAGGGGCAUGAUCUAUACACCAUCAUUAAAGUACCAUUCCACACUCUAAAAGUACAAUAAUUUGAUGAAAUGCUUUAUGGGCGAGGAGAAUCCGAAUGCAAAAGACACUUAAUAAAACUAUAGAAUUCUGAGGGGCAACCCACCCAUUACGGUGUAACCAAUUAUUGCCUCACAAGAGUAAGUUUUGCUUAGGGUGGAAGGGGGUUUCGGGUACACUUAUUGCUAAAAUGAGGUUUACUAAACUGUUAUGCCCUUAUUCUUUCAAUGCAUUGUAAUAUGUAGUAUUAUUAUUGGCCACCCCUUCAUGUAGCCUCAAAUGAAAACUGUCAACUUCGAGGUGGUAAAAAUGCUGUUGUGAAACCUCUACUUGCACACAUGUAUUAUACAACUUCUUUAUUACAUUGCUUUAAAAAAAUGUUUGUUUGGGCUGUCAGGGAGUAAUAGGAGUUUCAAUGCUCACUUGGUAGGACUGUCGUUUGGAAAUUUGUCCACGGGGUUAUGAUUGACAUGUUCAGCAUGGAUACUCUGUUGCAGCCAACUGCUGCAUUUUACAAAGUUCCAAUUCUUUGGCCAAGCUUUUUUUUAACACUGCAAAGUCCUUAAUUCCUGCUCUGUGGAAAGUCAGUUGCCCGUACCCUAUAACAGUGGUUAGCUACGGUAGAGAAAAUUUAUACUAUAGAAGCAUUCAGUAUCUCUUUAUGAAAACUCACUUUGACGUGUUUCCCUGUCCAGGGAAAACGAGCAUUGUUCUCUUUGGCUCAUGGUCCCCCUCCCAAAUAGUUAUUUUCACUUGCUUUGUUCAUCCUUGUUUAUGUGGUCAGGAAUUGAUUGAUUUAAUUAGGUUUAGAUACUUCAUGAUGUGUGCAGAGCAUACAGUUGCUGUUGAGGAACAUUUUGUAUUCUUGCUUGUUACACUCCUUAGCCAAAAGAGAUCCUGUCCACCUUCAUCGCAUUUGUACAUACCAGGCCUGCCUGUUUCCACUCUUGAUAUCCAUUGUAUCUUAUCCAGUGCUUAUCUUUGUAGAAAUUGCUCAGUUACCCUUAUCACAAGUGGAAAUGCUCAGUGAUACACGUAAUACUUUUGUAAACUUUGACUUGACUGGUUUGGGGGGCAUGUUAGGACAUUUGUGGCAGGAUAUUCAAUGCAUCAUAACCUGUAUGUGCUACAUAAACCGUAAAUCAGCUAAAUUUUUUACUAUACUUUCUUGAUCCUUUUUCAAAGGACGCUACUACUAACAUAAAUUUGAAGUGGUUAUAUCCUAGAACUCUGUUCCUGAAAACUAAAUUAAAUCUUUGAUUUGAGAUUCUCAGUCCCUGUAUUAAUUUCCGCACUCUUUUCUAGUUUAGCUACUCUGUUGCUUUGUCACUUGCAGGAACUGUGCAGUAAUUGCCCACACAUAGCAGAGUUAUUUGUCAAUCUUGGUGCACAGGUAGCAAAUUAGUGAGGAUUCAUUUCAGGGACCACCUCCUAAUACAAUAACAACCACAACUAGUUGUACACUAGUAUCUCUAAGACUAUUUUUUCCCCCUGCCUUUAGUUUAAGGUCAUAUCUACCCUGCCGUCCCAAAUAAUAAAACAUUUUUUACUCCGUCCCUGCAGCCGUCUGAUCCAAUGCUCCUUAUAGACAAGCAUUGGGGAUUAAAAACACAUGCAUGGCCCACAGCUGCAGUCAUCCAAUUAAAUGGUGAAGGUUAUCUAUGAGAACUGUUUGACUUCUGUUUGCAUGCAGUUUGUGAAUAUUGUGUAACUUUUGUCUGUGGCUGUUUGUCCUAGUGUUUUGGUUUCCAGUCACAUAAUAGCACUAAUACUUCAGUGAUGCUGGUUAUCGAUUUCUAAAUAGUCCUAAUCAAAUUACUUAUCUGUACUGUUUGGAUUCUGAGCAUUGCAUUUACUUGUCACAUUUUCAUAUACAUAAAGAUUAUCUUAUUUGUAAACAGAUUCUGAUGAUGAAAUUGUGGUUUCCAAGAAAUCAAAAAACAAGAAAAUACUUGUGGAAAGUGACAGUGAGGGAGAGGAAGUUACAGCAACUACAGUCAAUGAACCAAAUGAAGAAAGUGAGGAAGAAAACAAGGAGAACUCAUCAGGCCUUAAAGGGAAGAGUGGGCGGAUUCGCUUAGUGCUAUUGAACAGUGAUGAUAGUGAAAGUGAAGAUGAGACUGAAAGUGGCAAAACAUCGUUUCAGCAUACCCCAUCAGAGGUGCAUGCCUCCACUUUGAAGGAGAAUAAAAGUCGCAAGUUAUCUAAAAAACAAGGUGGUCAAAAGGAAGAUGAGGGAAAGGUAAAAUCAAAGCGCAGAAUGGAAAAGGCAGAGAAAAGAAUGGCAUCUAUAGGAAAGCUGAAAAAAGAUAAAAAGAAAAAAUCACAGGUAUUUCUAGAUAAAACAUGUCCCACCAAACGAAUAACAUAUUUAACAUCACUCUAUAUCAAACCUGUUCAAAUAUGCUCGUAAUCCCACAAAAAAGUGUGUGUGUGUGUGUAUGAUAAGAACUAACUUGAGCUGGUAAAUGGUUUUUAUCACCAAUGGUAAACUUUUUUUAUAUCCUGAAAAAUAACUGCAAUAUUCAUUUAGAGUGGUACAGACGGUGACAUUCUAUUUGCACAUGUAUACUUGAAAUCUUCAAGUAACCAUGUUUAAAAGAGAAAAAAUUACAAAGCUUGCGUUUUUUUUGGCACUCAGGAUUGUCACUUUGAGCAGCUUCUUACUUUGUAAUUAUUUUGCAAAGGUUCUCAGAUGUCUGAGUUUGUGCUUGUGCUUCCUCUGGGAUGGGGUAAAAGUCUAAAGUCUGAGUUUAAAGGGACACUAUAGUCACCAGUGCAAUUACAUGUAUUCCUGACCCCAUAGUGUUAAAGGACCACUAUAGUGCCAGGAAAACAUACUCAUUUUCCUGGCACUAUAGUGCCCUAAGGGAUGAAGGGGCUCUCCUCCGCCUCCUCGGCUGAAUGCUCAAAGCAUUCACAAUGCUUUCCUAUGGACGCUGGCGUCUUCUCACUGUGAUUUUCACAGUGGUAAGCGCAGAAGCCUUCUAGCGGCUGUCAAUGAGACAGCCACUAGAGGCUGGAUUAACCGUAAUAUAAACAUAGCAGUUUCUCUGAAACUGCUGUUUAUAGAAAAAAGGGUUAAACCUAGCUGGACCUGGCACUCAGACCACUUCAUUAAGCUGAAGUGGUCUGGGUGCCUAUAGUGGUCCUUUAACACGACCAUCUAGCCCCCCUCGGCCCCUCAUGCCUCCAUAAAUAUAGUAAAAAUCUUACUGUAUUCAAGCCAGAAGCUGUAAAUCUGCAUGCUGUUAGACUCAGGAAAAACAAGCAGUCUGCUGACAUGUGAUAGUCUGAUCCAAUCACAGUGCUUCCCCAUAGGAUUGGCUGAGACUGACAAGGAGGCAGAUCAGGGGCAGAGCCAGCAUGAUUCUAACACAGCCCUGUCCAAUCAGCAUCUCCUCAUAGAGAUUAAUUGAAUAAAUGAAUCUCUAUGAUGAAAGUUCAGUGUCUGCAUGCAGUGGGAGGAGAUACUGAAUCACAGGAUGCUUGUGCACAGCAGAUCUGAGUGGAUGGAGGCAUAUUAUGCCUCCAUCAACUCCGAAGUCCCUCUGGUUCACUGUGAGUGACUGCAACUGGGGGUGUUCCUAGCUUUCAAUGUAAACACUGUAUUUUCUCAGGCUGCAGGAAACUAUAGUUCCCACCUGAACAACCUCAUUAAGCUGAAGUUGUUCAGAUGACUAUAGUGUCCCUUUAAUGAAAUUGUGUGUAGAUUUAGGGAAAGUCUGUAGGUGACUAUUUAAUUCCACAGUUGACAAUAACACUUUAAUUACUGUCACAUACUAGAUACAACUUGAAGAGGAAGUGAUUCCACUUAAUGAUAGUGGCUGCUUGCUAGCAAAUGGAGAUUUGUUUGAAAAUGAUGUUGAAGAUGUGAGCGAUCCUGCAGAAGAAGAAUCCUUAGAUGCAAUCAGAGCUACUGUUAUAGACAAACUAAAGGGUUGGUCGGUAGGUAUCCUCAAUAAUGGCUUGAUUUUUAUUUCUAAUUUUAUAAACAGAAAAAGGAACAUACAGCAGUAUAUUAAAACGUGCGUGGAAUGGAAGUAGAUAAACAAUAUUAUUUAAGAAAAAAAACUAAACUGUAUGAGUAUAAAUAGGGCAGGGAGUAAUGAAGUAAUGGGAAGCAUCCAAACCAUAUUCACAAAGUAGUGUCCUGCUUUUUUCUUUCUUUGUCUCCAGCUCUAAAAUAAGCUAGACUAAUGAUUUAAAAAAGAAAAGGGGAAUGUUUAUAAUAACUUUAAUUGCAGUCUACCUUCAGCUGUGACAUGAGUGGAGCUACUGAAAAUCUUCAUAAGAUAUAUGCCCCAACACAUGCAUUUAUUUUUUUAGUGAUCUUUUAAACUCUCCAUAAAAAAAAUAAAAAAAAACACAUGACUAUCACACACUUCAAUACAUGAUGCGUACCUAGUCAGUCACACACAUAAUCCCUUUGCCAAGUGUCUGUAUUGAGAUAUAGGAUGACUGCAUGUUUAUUGGGUACUCAUAAACUUACUAAAGUUAGAUUUGUUGGGAAUUCAAAUUGGCUAUUUUGGGUUUAGAUUUAAAGUGAAAGAUUAGUUGACUUGGUUAUAAAAAGUUUACUUUGCAUUCUUAACAAUUCUCACUAACUUUAGUGAAUGCCCCUGCUAGAAUCUUUAAUCCCAUCUGGGGUAGCAGUGCAUUAUUUUUAUUGGUUGCCAUAACUUCAACCAGUAAUUUCCAACAUUCUCUUGACCACUUAACUGUCCUGGAAAAUAUGGGACAUAUUGUGAUUUUAUGUGCCCAUUUCUAUGACUGUACAAUUACGGUUUCUCUCCUAAUCUUAAUGUUUAAUUAUAAAUCAUGAGUUUUAUCAGUUUAGCAUGGGUUGAAACAGAGUCUGGGAAAUUGAUCCAUUUAUAGAAUUGGGUACAAAGUAAACCUUUGGCUUUGUUAUAUUUGAAAAUACAAUCUUGUCUUAAUGGAUAUAUUUACCCAGAAACUCCAUCUUACAAGAGCUCAUGGAUGGUGGGGCAAUAGAUAAUGGCUUAGGAGAUAUGGGAUUCUUCCAUGUACUGUGAUACAAAUAAUGAAAGCUUCAUGCAACUAGAACUAGCCUUAAACGACAUGAAUCUGGUGAUUUAGAUGUUUGGCUAUGUCAUGCUACUUUUCUGCAUUUUUCUUUUUAGUGUAUCAUUUAUUUAUUUAACUUGUUUAAAAAGGUUUUUUUUUUGUUUUUGUUUUUUGUUUUUUGUGGAAAUGCAUGUAAUUUCAGUUUUCCUGUGCUACUAGCCAAGCCUUAAAAUGUACUAACCUGAUGUUACUCACUAGGGAUACAUUUUAAUCAUUAAUGGCGAGGACACUUCUUGAUCCCUAUUUGUGUUAUUAAAAAAACAAAACAAAACUUAUAUUUAUACAUUUUCUCAUGUGCCUACUCAGUCUGCUGAUUAUGAAGACUCUGACCCUGAAGAGGCGUUUAGUGACAGACCAGAUCAUGGAGAUAAAAGAAAGGUAUGCCCACAAUUUGGAAUCGACCAAUAUUGAUUUUUAUUUUUUUUACUUUAAAUUUUUUUUUUUUUGGCCCCCCCCCUGCUUGUUACCUGGCCAGGGACGGGGGGAUAUAGCAUUCCUUGGUGGUCCAGUGGCAUGGACUGUGCAGUGGGAGCCCAGCAAGCUCUUACUUACCUUCCCUUCAGCUCCCCAUGUGUAAAUCUAACGGCCUGUGUGCUGCGCAGAGCGUUGCCAUGGUAACCCGUUGCAACGCUCUGACUGCCGCAGGACUCACAAGAUUUACACAGGGGAGCUGCUGGGAAGGUAAGAGCUUGCUAGGCCCCCCAGGACCGGUGGGCCUGGUAUGUAUAAUCUGCAAUAUCUGUAUAUUUAUUGGCCGAUACUGAUAUUGCCGAUAAUAUCGGCCAGACCGAUAAUCUGUCAAUCCCUACAUACAAUAUACUUCUAUCCUCCUUUAUUCAGCUGUAGGGUGUUUUUUGAUUAUUAUGCUGACUUAUUGGCCUUCAUGUACAUGUUUAGGUGGGAGGCAGCAUCUAGGAUGGGAAGCACAGUUAAUGCUACUGAAUGAUUUUUCUUCCUAGUGCACUGUGAAUGUAUUGUUUCUCCUGCUUUUAUGUUAAAGGAGAGAAAAGCUGCACGAAUGAGCAAAGAGGCAAUUAAACAACUGCACAGUGAGACCCAGAGACUUAUAAGAGGUAAACCUAUUAAGUCCCCCCUUUCCUUUCCUUCAUGUGCUAGAUGUACUGGUCUCAAGACUGUCAAUAGUUACUUUGCUUACAAUUGUUUUCUUUCCUAGAGUCUUCAGUGUCUCUGCCUUACCAUUUACCUGAACCCAAAACUAUCCACGACUUUUUUAAACGUCGUGCAAGGCCAACAUGCCAAGGCAGUGCAAUGCAACUUAUUAAGUAAGAUAUACAUAUGUUUCAUAAUGGUGUACUUAUGCAAUGCACAUCUAAAGCCCUGCAAGGAGUGAUUGAAAAUAAACUUGCUUUUCAGAUAAAAAUCUUCUGGCAUUCUGAUCUGACUUAACAUUCUACAUUAAUAAAAGUAUGUGAAUAAGGGGCACAUCUGUUAAUGUUCUUUAUUUUAAGUGCUGUGACAGGUGCACCACAGCUUUCUAGUUAAGACUACUAAAUUCUCCCAUACUACUUCUCAAUUAAGUGGUCUUGGUCCAGUGGCCCUGUAGGUUUAACACUACAAGGUGAAAAAUAGUUCUUGUGUGGGUGCUAAAAGCCAAACUCUUGAAGGGUUAAACAUGCCUCUAGUGGCUGCCAUAUUGAGAGCCACUAGAAACUCUUCUGCUGUAAUUGCAGUAAAACCCGGUCAAGCCAAAUUGCAGCUAAUAGGAAAGCAUUGCAUUUCGAUGCAUGUUCUUGCUACGCAUGUGCGUCAGGUCCCUAAUCAUUCUCUAUGAGAAGCAUUGUAUUCAACCAGUGAUGAAAAAUCAUUGCUGCCACAAUGUCGCUGGAGUGGUAGACUGCCUCGACACUGGAAACGGUUAAGGAAAAAUCUUUCCAUCAUUUUUAUUAUUGCACAUGGUGUGGGGAGCACUACUACUAUGCAUUACAAACACUUUAGUGUUCUUUUAACAGUUUAUACAUAUUGUGACUUUUUUUCUUUUUUCAUCUAAAUUUAAAAGUACAUGAAAAAACCUCUACCUACUUAGUUUUGCACACAAAAUGGGUGAUGUAACAUUUUAAAAAUUCAUUACUGCUAAAUUUUGUUCGUCUUAUAGCUUCAUGUUUGGUUUGUUAUUGAUGGAACAUAUGUGGGUCUAGAACAGAAAAAAUGGAACACCUGAAUUGGUAACAAGUUUUAAGAGAUUUUCUAGAAGAAGCUCUGAUGUCAAAUACUAAUUUUUCCACAGAUCAACAAAGUAUCAACCAUGCAAUGUUAAAGAAACAACUGUUCACUUGGUGACUCAUGGAUCAGAGAUCCAAAAAAAUGAUUUUGCUGAUAAAGUACAUAAAAUUGGGUCAGAAUGCCCACUUCAAGAGCCCAAUGACAUGGAAACAGCUGAUCAGGAAGCCGAAAAGAAAAUUAUUGCUGAGGUGCCGUGUGAACCAACAGUUACUAAUGACCUAGAAAUUUCUACAAAAACAUUACCCUGUGAAGACCCAUUGGAUCACACGGAGUCCGUCCAAAGAGCCGUAGAGCAGGAUGAAAAUGAGAUUGCUGAAAUCCCCUUGGAAACCCAUGAUCCACAGAAUGAAAAUACAGUUCAUCAAAUGGCUCAAGACAAUGAAAGCACUUCCCUAACCACAACAAUACAAGCCAUACCCAAGCUAUCAAAGUUGGAAAAGUUGCGUGCUCUUGGAGUGGACCUAUCAUUAAAACCUCGCCUCUGCCCCGACAAUGGCUCUUUUGUAAAUUUAGAUGAGCCGCAAGUAAAUAAAGGUACUUAAUUUAUCACUGCACUUUUACAUAUACUUGUAUAAACAUUGCCCGCUAUCAUAUACAUAUUGUAGGACUAUAAAUUGGCAUAUAUGUCUUAAAGUAUGUGCCAAUUUAUAGUCAAUAAAGUUGUAUUUGACAAACUGUUUAGUUUUUUGAUGUAUUGCCUCCUUCAGCUCCCAAUGUGUAAAUCUUUCCUCCCCAAACGAAAGAACAAAACCAUUGUAGUGCCCUUAUAACAGAUUGUUACUCACAGGGUUAUUCACUAAAGUAAGAAUUCAAAGCGAAUUUCAAAUUUUAAGGUUUGCCGAACUGAAACCUAGCUAUAUUGACCUUAAAUGUGAAAUUUGCUUUGGAUUCUCACUUUAGUAAUUAACACUAGUAUUGAGUGUAUUCUAGUUCUUGGAUAAACUUGCAUUGACUGAACUCCAUUCCUAUGUUUUAGGAAUAAUUUGAUGCAAUGUUAAAAAAAAAAUUAAAAAAAAAUUAUUUAUUUGUCUUACUGUCUUAAUUUGGUGUGCCUCAGCUCUUGAAGCUCUGAAAGAACGUUUCCUGAAGCACACCCUUCAUAAGCCCAAACCUGUUGCUGAGAGAAAGGUAAACCUCACUAUUGUCCGCAAAGAGGCCACUGCUAAUGGGAAGGAGGAGCUAAAAGCAGAUGUUGUACCAGUCACCAUGCAGGGAGAAAUCCUAGAGGAGCAAAUUCAUGGGAAACCAGGUAUUUACUAUGGAUAUUUAUUACAUCUUUAAUAGUCCAAGAUAACUACUACAGCAUGCUGUAGUGGUAAUGGUGCCAGGAGUUUUCUAAUGAACCCUCCCAUUCUCUCACACCCCUUAAUGGUUUGUUGUCUUAACUAGGAUGCACCAGUCACUAACGUUGGUUUGCAAUGAGCCCUGAAAGAGUCAGCAGAUUGCUUUUAACUAAUGAGCUUAGCCCUGCUCAACUAGGCUUCUCAGAGCUGAACGCAUCUGGCUAUUACAGAGCCAGGACUCUACUGGCACCAUAACCACUAUAAGUGCUUUGUGUGUACCUGCGACAUUAGGUAUAUCUCAUAGUUCUCUGCUUUUGCACCCAUCCAGGAGAGAAGCUGCAGGUGCUGAAAGCAAAACUGCAAGAAGCCAUGAAAUUACGUCGCAAUGAAGAACGUCAGAAGCGUCAGGCUCUCUUUAACUUGGAUAAUGAAGAUGGCUUCUAUGAUGAAGAGGAGGAGGCAGAAAUGACUGAGUCUGAAGAGGAGGAAGACGGAAACGCAGAGGUAAGCAACCUUUCUGUCUAACUUCAGAGACAAAACCUAAUAAUAUUCUAUCUGUUCAAGAAUUUUUCCGUAAAUUGUUAUACGGACCAUUUGGGCUUUCUUUUUAAUAUUUACACAUGCACACAUCAAGUAUCGGUAACAUGUUAGAGAAACAGGGUGAGAAAGAAAAAAAAAAAACAGGGUGCCUGGUCCCUCUCUUUGGAUCCAGACCUGAACCUAAACCACCCUGUAAAUUAUGGCUACUCGCCUAGCAACCUGAGCGGCUACAGUGUUCUCUCAACCAAACACUGGUUUAAGUGAUUAAUAGCUCUUCUGACCUAUACCCAAACACUAGACCAGACUGUGUGCAAGGACAAGACAAAUCUGGUUUAUUGAACAACCGUACAAGCACUAGUUGUUACAUAAAUAUGUGAACUUAUAAAUCGUUGGGAGACUGCAGUGAUCCAUUCGGAACACACACUCCUGGUGCCAAUAUGUCUGGGCUGAGCUAAGUGUUAAGGGGGAAAAGGGAACCAGCCGCUGUGUAUACUAUGAACAAAAAUGGAAAAGGGGAGGUCUCUGGAGAGAAGCUCAAUCAAUCUAAGGGCACCACUGGAUAGGGUAUACCCUCAGCUACCUAUAUUGUAAAGUUAAAGUGUUCUGGUUACCAGGGGUCAGUGAGUGAUCAAAUUCAUUACUCCUUUGUUAAGAACCAAUCUCACACAAUAUUAACACAUUGUCAGUAGAGGUUAACACUAUAGUCCCCAUGUCUAGUGUCUGGUUUUUAAUGUUCCUUGGUGAUUGACCUGUUAAUUACACACUUUUAGAUGUUCAAUUUGGGACUCUCUCAUAUGGACAUCUUUUUUAAAAAAUUUAUUAACUCUUUUCUGUUUGUUUCUCACAUGCAUCUCAUUUUCAUGGGGAAUUUCACAGACCACAUGUGUCCCAAAACUGUUAACUGUAAACUCAAUCUUUGUAUUCUGCUACUCCCCUGGAGUACAAUAACUCAAAUGUAUAUCUUGCCACCUGUUAAAGGAUUUCUUGUGUAAAAUAAUUUUGCCCUAAUUUUGACAUGUCACUUUACUUACCUCCCAGAGUUGCUGUUUGGCGAGGUGACAUGAUCUGUGUUACUGUAUUGACCAGCAUCACACUUGGACACUAUUUCUAACCCUAGCCCUAAUAUAGAUGAAUUGGGGAUUUACUCUGCUUACACAGUACAACAUGCUUGUACGGUGUAAUUACAGCAUGGGAGGGAGUCAGCUUUAUACCAUCCAUGGUGGUGCUGGCUGAGCACUGAUCGCUGUCUUCAGGUAGACAUGCAGGAGAGACCUGAAAGUUUGGUUUUUUUUUCAGUUUUCAUUGGUCUACCUGUUUCAGAGUAUUAACAGUGGUUUAACAUGGUCAUUCAGCCUCAGUGAUUCUUUUUAAAAUGACUUCUGCACACAUCUCAUUGGUCAGUGUGGGGUCACUAAAUAUGCCAGGUGGUGUCAAAAGGGAGUCCCAGGUUUUAAACAAUACCUGGACCCCCCAGUCCGUCCCUGUAUUUGUCUCUUUGUAACAAAACUACAGAAUGUUCCACACUCUCCUAAGGGACUGUGAAGAACACCCAGAGUAUGCUAAGGGUUAAUCAUAAAAUUAAAUCUGUAAACAAAUAGUGCAGGAAACUUACUAAUUUUUAGUUGCUAUCCAGGCCUUAAAGCUUGCUUGCUACCACAAAAGCUUGCCACCGCUUUUUCAUUCAUUAACUUAUGUGAUCAUGGUGUUGUAAGUGCAUUAAUGCAGCUAUAUAUUUUGUGUUUAGUGACAUUAACAGUGAAUGCGAUAAGGUGUGUAUUGUACAAGUGCAGGGAUACGUUUCUGUAAGGCACCAGUGUUUCAAGUAAGGGGUGAUUUUGUGAGCAUGUUUGCACCCAAUUCAGCACUUCAUGACACUAGCCAAAACCCUACUUUGUCAUCUCCAAAUUUCCCAGCCUGUGUGUAUUCUGGUCUUACCAAUCCUUAUGGCUCUUUCAGCCAUCAAUUUGUUUAAAAAAAAUGUUUUCUCCCUCGUCCUGUGCCCUUUACAGUGAGGUAGCUUCAUGGAGCUUUGCCUAAUUGAAUCCAGAUCACUACUGCUUGCUAGAGGGAUGUGAUCUUGGAUGUCUGUAAAGAUAGUUGCUGGUAAUUGAUCAUUGAUUAGGCUGGCUCCCUGCUGCUUUGCUUGUUACCACCAAAAACGGUUUCUGGAGUUCUGCUUCUCUCUGUAUUUGCAAUACAGUGAUAAAUAUGCAAAUGAGCUUAAACUACUUUAUCACGGUUCUAAGUCUUCACCCUGCUUCUAUAGUUCUGAAAGUUCAAAUGUGGUGUGUGCAAACACAGAAUGGCACUGUAAUUGAAAAUGUAAUUCCUUGAUUCAGUGCUACUCUCCUUGCAUAUGGAUAUCUGGACUCUGCCAAUGAAACAUGCUUAAAGUGAAAUGGAAAUUACUUUUGUUUGCUUUGUAUCUUGUUAUUCUAUAGACUGCUGAGUAUCUUCUAGGAGAGGGGGGUGGAGAUGAGGAUGAAAAUGAAGAUUCUUCAAAGCCUGAAGUUUUAGAGAAAGAUCUAACUGAAGUGUCUAUACCUGAGAGAAGACCACGAGCUACAGAAGCUACCUUGAUGUUGUUUAAAGAUCAUUCCACAAAACAUGGGUAUGUCUAAUUGCAUUUUUUUUUUUUUUUUUUUAAUGUAUUUGUAAGUAGGAACAUAAGUGGCAGUACAAUAUACAACACUUGCACACGAGGCAGGUAACUACAUUUUUUACAAAUGAAUUAUUAAAUAUUGAAUAUUUUUGACAUCAGAAGUGUAAGUACAAGCUAUAAUUUCUUUUCAGGCAUUUAUUGUUGUAAUUGCAUAUUUUCUAAUAGUUAUACUUGAACUUUGGGAUAUGUGUGGAGACAAAAAAUGUGCAAUCAUAGUGAGCAAGCGCAUACAUUUGCAUAAAAAUAGCACAAUCUUUAACUGGUUCUAAAUCAACCACCAUUCCUUAUUUGAUGCCAAGGGUCAAAUAUUUAUUUUUGUGCGUAGUAGUAGCCACUUUCAGACUGUGAUAUUGGGUACAGUAGACGGCUUAAGGUCCGUGAGGAACGGAAGGGAACAGAAACCCUAUUCUACCAUUGAACCAAAUGAGUGGCAGAAAAGAGCAACAUUUAACAUUGGAUGACAAUUAGCCAAAAUGUCCAGUAACUUAAUUUUUUCAUGCAUCAACUAUCAAAUGUGUGCUAAGAGAGAGACCCACUUUUUGUUAGUGCUGUAUCUAAUCCCUGAGCUCUGCUUUUGUAUUUUAACACUAAUUUUCACACAUUGAAGCUUUUCUUUGUGCUAUGAAACAUUAGCAGAAUUACUUUGUGUCAACCAAAGUUUAAUGCACUAUUGUGUUUAUUUCUUGCAGAGAUUCCCUUCCUGGUAAAAUGGAUCAUGGUGAUAGUGUAUGCAAAGGAAAUGGCAAGAUGGGUAAAUAAUGCUUUUACUGUUCACAAAAGCUGUCACAUCAGUUACAGUGGUUACUUAAGCAGAUUAAUGGGGCCGUUGUCAACAUUAACUAGAAGGCUAAAUGUAUGGAAACAAAAACAAUCAAGUUUCUUUAUAUGUGAAUAGUGGCACCUGAGGCUGUAUUUCAUAGAUGGCUCAUUUUGUUUACUUGGUGUGUAGCACUACACAUGUGUAAUCAUUCAUCUGGAUAUUUAUUUAUAUAUAAAUCUUUUAUAAAGUUGAUCUGCACCUGGUAAAUUGUGUACCAAGACAACUUUUCAGGAUUUCGUUCUCAAAUCCAUCCUCAUGCAAAUGUUUUGUAAAUUAUACAUUUCCCUAAUAAAUGGUAGGCUAAUCCAGUGUUCCCCAACCCAAUCCUCAUGGACCACCAACAGUCCAGGAUUUAGGUAUUUCCCUUUUUUAUUCUAAUGGAGAUACUGACAAAACCUUGACUGUUGGUGGUCCAUGGGGACUGGGUUGGGGUCAAAUCCUCCUUAGGGUGCACCUCUAAUUCUUUGCAUAGCUCCAAGCUGGAUCAUAUUGGGAUGAUCUUGAGAAAGCUACAACUGAGAGGUUUGCUGACUUUCCACAUUAAGUGGCAAUCUUCUUAAUGCAAACCCUACACAUUGCUGUAAUGAUUAGAGCAGUGUUUCCCAACCCAGUCCUCAAGGCACACCUACCAGUCCAGGAUUUAGGGAUUACCCAGUUGUGUCUAAGGUGUGUUUUUUUUUUUUUUUUAAUUCUUUGUAAAAACACCUUAGACACACCCUGUAAUCCCUAAAUCCUGGACUGGUAGGUGUGCCUUGAGGACUGGGUUGGGAAACACUGCAUUAGAACACAACCUUGGCUGACCUUUUGACUUACUUGCUUUUAGAAUGCUCCCCAUGCUAACCUACUUAGAAGCAUGCUAUGUCUUUUUGAUAGCCCAAUAUUAUAAAAAAUUGUGUGCACUGCAGAGGAAGUUUAAAACAAAAAUAGUGCCUAAAGCCAAAUAUGAUUAUGGUCCAUUUUACAGAUGUUUACAUUUUUAAAACUUAUUUCAUAAUUGCACAAUAUAGUGUUCUACAUUGGGAUAAUGCCUGGCCUCCAUAUUUGUAGGCUAUUGGCUUAUGGCAUAGCCACCUCAGUGAAGCAUAUCUCCACGGAACAUGUGAUCAAUAUUUUUUUUUUUUUUUUUUUUUAGAAUUAAACCAUAAAGCAUGAAUAACGUUUAAAAAUGUUUUAUAUCACUUCCCACUUUAUGGUUUACGCUUCCAUAACACAUUAGGCAUAGAUUUUGUAAGGUGCAAAAUACAUCUUUUUUAACAGAAUUUUUAUUUUUUUUAAAAGCUGACAAUAUAUACAUUUGCUAGUUGUAUGACUGAGUUCCAUUUAAUCCUUUCUUCUGUUUUAUAGGCAGAGAGAUUAAACUGCAGCGAUAUAUUUGGCCAGAUAUUUUAGUAGGCAAACUACAUUUAAAAUGCACUCUGGUGCUUUAAUGUCACAUGUUUUCUAUACCCUGCUUAUUAUUCAAAUUAAAUGUGUGCUACACGUUAGAUAUAGGACAAACUAUGUAAUCCGAGGUCUUACUCAAACGUAUAACAUACAGAAUUUGAGUAGUUUGCAAGCCAUUCUAUUUAAAAAAAAAAAUAAAAUUCUUAUUUUCCAACUUUCAGUUGUUUGCAUGCCUACAGUAAAACAAAAAUCUAAAUCUUACAAUACAUACUUAUUCUCGAAGUACAAACAUGGUACACAGUAACUUAUUUUUUAUUAUUUUGAUCUUAAGUUUCAGAGGAAGAAGAUUCUCUUCUCAAUAAGGAAAACAGCCACAAUAGCAGUUUUGAACUUAUUGGCUCAAUGAUUCCUUCAUACCAACCAUUCAAUAAGAAUGCACGAGGUUCCCUUCACUCUACAAUAGGUGGAUUCCGCUCCCCAUCUCCAAUGCACUUUAAAACCAGUUUCCUCAGCUCUGCAUCAAAGGUUGGCACUUUUUUUUAAAUUUUAUUUUUUAUUUUAUGUAUUUCUACAAUUUAACAUGCUUCUCAAUAAAUCUAUAUGCUGUAAUUGUUUUGUUAGCUUUCCCUCUAAUGCAGUGGUUCCCAACCCAGUCCUCAAGUACCCCCUAACAGUCCAGGAUUUAGGGAUUAUCCUGUUGUGUCUAAAGUGUUUUUAGAAAGAAGGGGGGAAAAAAAUAAAACACUUUAGACACAACAGGAUAAUCCCUAAAUCCUGGGUUGGGAACACCUGCUCGAAUGUAUGUUAACAGAAAUUGCAUUACCAAAAAAAUUGAAAGUUAAUUUUAGAGUAAAUGGUAAAUUCCAGGCCUGACAAAUGUUAAUGCACAUGUAACUUUAAAUCUGAAAGAAGUAACUGCUGAUUCAUAACCAUUCUUUUGUUUUUUUUGUUUUUUGCAUAUUUGUAUAGUUAACCCCGAUUAACUUCUAAUGAUUGCUUAUAAAGUGCAAUUUGUGUAUACUUUCGAUUUAAUGUAUCAAGAGUAUCUCACUGAAAAACUGACUAUCUUUUUGUUCUCAGAGUUCUGGUAAGAUGUCAGAACCAUCUCUUCCUGUGGAAGAUUCACAAGAUCUGUACAAUGCCUCACCUGAGCCCAAAGCUUCAUACCUCUGUGCUGGUGGAGACUCGCAAUUUCAAUUCUCUUUGGAAGAUGACACUCAGAGCCAGCUGCUUGAUGCUGAUGGGUAAUGCAUGAGUUAUCUGAUGUGCUUUGUCUUUUUAUGUAGCUACAGAAUUCUCUUGUCACACUGCAGUGCAGGAGUAGGCAAUCUUGUGUACUCGAGAUGCUUUGCCACCAUUAUGGGAGCUGUAGUCUACACCAUCUGGAUUGCUGAAUGUUGCCUACUCCUGCUGUAGUGCAUCAGUCAAACACUAAUGCACAGUCUUUCAAGAUGUUGGACAGACUUAGAAUGGUGUGUAACACUUUUAUUUUGCAAGAGCUCACAAAAGUAUUUGGUUUUUGUUUUUAAUUUUUUCUGCUUACACCCAGAUUUGUUUGCCACAAAUGAAUUAACUUAAAAUAUUUCAUGUCAUUGCACCUCAUUAUGUAAAAUUCUUCAUAUAUUACAAAGGACAGGGCUAUACAUUUUUUUUAAUGUAUUUUUUUGUUCCCGAAAGGUUUCUAAAUGUUGGCCAUCACAGGAGCAAAUAUAGCUCUGCCAAGCACCGGUUAACCCUGGAUACUAUGGAUGAGAAUGCCAUGGACGCCAACAUGGGCGAGUUGCUGGAUUUAUGUUCAGGGCAGUUCAAUGAUGCCUCUCAGGCACUUGGUAAAGAGAACAAAGAAGAUGCAAUGGAAGAAUUACUGGGGCUUUGUUCUGGCAAGUUUGCAUCACAAAGUAAGAGCUUAUAGUAGUUCAUAUUAGAAACCUACAUUCAUUAUCAAUUAGUGUUUCUACUUUUCCAAUUCACAUAUUACCGAUGCAAACAAUAUCAAAUUAUUUUUAAGGUCGUUGUGAUUUUGUCUAAGUCCCUCCAUGUGAGAAAAUGAUACAAGUGAGAAAAUCAAUAUAAUAUGUAUGUAGACUUUCACCUGCUUUAAGCCAGUUACUAUUGGGGAACGACUCAUGGGGGAGGGGGGGGUAGGGAGGCAGAAUGGCCCGCCCCAGUUGUCACAUUGUAAAAAGGGGUGGCUGGGACCCAUCACACACAGUUCUAUUUUUCUCUCUUCAACUCUCACUAGCCCCUGGCCAUCUGUGCAGCAUACUAGGCUUGUGAGAGUUGGAGAGAGGACCUGCCGGAAACAGACGAUAGCAUGUGCUGGGUGCCAUCUUCCCCUUUACAAUGUGAAACUCCCUGGCAGUCCCACAAAAGCCACCGGACCACCAGGGAGUGUAAUGCCCACUCCAUGGCCACAGGUGAAAGACUGGUAUGGGGAAUAAAAUGUAAUAACUUUUAUUUUAUUUAUUAAAUAUACACACACACUGCAUCCACCGUGCACACAAAUAUUCUUAAACUAUCUUUUUAAAUCUGUUUGGCAUGUGUAUUUUCUUCAUUUACCUCUCAAGAGAUACAAGAAAAAUUCUACACAUAGCUGCCAUUAACUAAUCAAGUUUAUUUAAAAAAAAUAUAUAAAAAAAAUUAUAUAAUUUUUUUAUUUUAUUAAUUUUUUUUAAUUAUUAUUUUUUUUUAAAUAAACUUGAUUAGUUAAUGGCAGCUAUGUGUAGAAUUUUUUUUUUUCAUUUAGAAUUAAAGAGAAUAUCGAUACAGCUGUCCACGCAAAAGGCCACCAAUAAUCUGUAUCGACCAUUAAAAACAAAUGUAGUGCGAUCCCUAGUUAAUAUAGAUUAUUGCUAUAAUGCAUUUAUUUCCUCCUUAUAGGAUUUGACAUUUCAUGUGUUUGUAUAUAUUUGUAAUUGUUUUUUUAAUCUUGUUUGUUUUUGAAGCUGACACUUCAACUCAGAAUUGUUCUCCUUCAAAGUCAGGCAAAGAACCUCGGGAUAAAGAUCUUGUGUCUGAUGCAGCAGCAUUGUGUUCUGGCUCCUUCCCGUUGGAAAGGUAUCUCACAAAAGAUGUGGAUGCUUACAUACAUGUUUAUAAUGAACCUGUUAUCCACAUUUCAAUUUGAAAUUUGUUUAAUUUUAUUUUUUGAUGUUCUAAACGGCUUAUUGGCUGUAAUAAAGCAAACAAGUGAUUUCGUGGGGCUACACCAUAAUUUUACUAUUCUUGAAUAUCCCACUCAUUUACUUUAUUCUGAUGUUGAUUGUGUUUUUUGAGACACAUAGGUAGCCGUAGCAUGAAGCAGGAGCUUAAUCAAAAUUAAAGGGACACUAUAGGCACCCAGACCACUUCAGCUAAUUGAAGUGUUGAAAAUGUUUGCAUUGCAGUACUAAGUCUGCCUCCAGCCACUGAGGGUGCUUCCUGCAUCAAAACUGACCUUUUGUCUGGUAAAUAACGCUGGACGUCCUCUUUGCAUGAGGAUAUCCUGUGUCAGAUUUUUUUUACCCCCAUAGGAAAGCAUUGAUUCAAUGCUUUCCUAUGUGGAGGUCAAAUGUGCACACGGCUCGUCAUGGUGCGUCUGCGCUGGAACAGGUAAGUAAAGGGUUUUUAACACUUUAAUGCAGAAAGGGGGAGGCAGAGGGAGUGAUAGUGCCAGGAAUACAGCUUUGUAUUCCUGGCACUGUAGUAUUCCUUGAAGUACUUCAGAUUAUCCUUCAGUGAGACAGUUUGUUUUUUUGUUUUUUAUUUUUUAUAUAUGUUAUCUAAAUAUAUUGGCUUUUGAGAUGUUGUCAAUUGGUCUUGCUUUUUUUUUUUUUAAACUAUGUAGACUCUUCAAAACUUUAUACUACCUAGCAGAAUUGAUGUAGAAUUGAUGUCACUAUAGCCACAGUAACAUAAACAUUUCACUCAUACGGUUAUCCUGUCUCUCCACAGAGAGGAAGAGGAGGAGGAGGAGUUUGGCGAUUUUCAGCUCUUACCAUGUGAAGACUCAGACAGUGAAAAGGUAACUUGGAGCAAAUUACUUAUGGUUAACAUCAAUGUGAGAUGCAUAAUCUGAAAAAAAUAAUUUUUUUUAAAUGUACUGCUAAGUAUGUAUUAUCCUCACAUUAUGCUGCCGACUUCUUUACAUACAUAUAAAAUCAACCACUAAAUGGUAAUGAUUUUACUCUCAAUCUUGUCAAUCUUUAUUGUAAGAUUGUACAUUGAACAAAAAGUAGGGCCCACCUUCUUCCUCAUGUAAUUUUUCAAUUAAAAACAGCACUUGUCAUAAAAAUGAAAACAGAAUGCAUGUUUUACAGCAAACUGAAGAGCUUUAGUGAUCUGGAGUGUCCCUUUAAGUUACAAAAGAUACUCAGUGUUCUAUAAUUUUGUUUGUGCGUGUAUGAAUAAUUUUUUUAAAUACAUGUGUGUGUAUUUAUAACAUUGUUCCUGGUGACUUUAGAUUACUGGGCCCACCACUUUACAAAUUAAAAUAAAGAAAAAUUAACUUCUCAUCUAGUAGUAUUAUGGUGGACAAACUUGCAUUCAAGCAAGGUGUGUAAACAAAACUGUAUGCUGAUGUAGACUGUAACAAUAGUAUACAUUAUAAUUCCAUGCCUCAAGACGUUGCAUAUCUCAAAUGUUUAUGAAAUCUAUCUAUAUGCCGUUAUGACUUUAUCACAUUAGGACCCAUCCUGUUUGAUUGUCUAGCAGUAUAUUUCUGAGUUCUAAGUAUUUAGAAUAAUGUGAGCAAUAUACUGACUUGAAUGGGUUUUAUUCCAGGAGGAUGAAAGUAAUGAUGAGGAAAAUAAUGAAGGCAGUGAUAAUGAAGAAAAAGAAGCUUCUGAUGAGGAAAAAGAUUCUGAUGAAGAGGAACUCUUAAGACAACACCAGAAGAAGAAAAAGCUGUAAGUUAUGUCUGCAGACACAAAUAGUAUAAUGUAAACAUGAUAAAGGGUACACUCCAAGAGCAGCGCUCUGUAGUGGUUAUAAUGUUAAGGGUUACCUAUUAGCCCCACCCUUUAUGUAAUAGUGAAACUGUUUUAGAAUGGACUGACUUCAUACUUGGGGUCCACCCUACCUCUCAGAGAGCCAUAUGCUGAUGUGGUUAUGGUGCUUGGAUUGUUUUUUAAAUGUAUCUGUAUAUUUAAAAAAGUGUUUAUUUAAUCCAUAUCUGGUUCCACUGCUGACUAAAUGGCAGCCUAAUGGAAGUUCACUGCAUGCCUGGCAUCUUCCUAUAAUCUACUUCAGUUUUGUUUUAGGGAACAGGUUAUAUGGGUUGAGUACUUUGUCAGAUAUUUACUAGUUUGUGCAUUUACUAGUCAUUCUGGAAGCAUAAUGUACACAAAUGUAUUGACAAUUACAAUGGAAUGACUUCACUAUUAAAAUGAUCCUUCACGUGUUUGGUUAUUAAAUUUACAUCAGCAACAUUUACAAUCAUGUAUUUUAUUUUAAUUGUAGAAGGCUGAAGGACUUCAUGGAAAAUGAGGCUGAGCUGUCUGGAAGUGACAUAGACAGUGGAGAUGAGGAAGAGGGGGACGAGGAUGAUGAAUACGAGGAAGAAGCUAUUGAUGAAGACCUCCCUUCAGAUGAAGAGUUGCAAGACCAAGUCAACAAGAUCCACAUGUUAGUAUACCUCUUGCACAGCAACAUCUGAUUUACCCCAUUCUACAAUGUAAUAUUGACUUUGCAGGAUAUUUGCAAUGAGUGGUGAAAGACUGUGAUGCCAUCAAUGGAAUGUAUGAUUCCAUGCACACUUACCUUUGGCCCGCUUUAUCUUACUUCAUUGAAAGUUAAUGUCUUGGCAGUGUCAGAUUAGGAUUGAAAACCAUUUCCAUUUAGGACAUAGAAACAUUAUACAUUGUGUAUCACAAAGUCUAAAAGAAUAAACAAGUGUUUUUGAGAAAAUGGUUAUCAGCUAUUGAUCCUAAAUUCUCCAAAAUAAAUUAUUUGGGGGGAAAAAAAUCGACUUUCAACAAGACUAAUGUUAAUUGGCCUAUUUCCGCACUAUAAAAUUUAUAGAAUAUACAUAUUCUACUUUUCUGUGACACAAAUGACCAAUAUAACUUAUGGAGCAAGGAAUAUCAAUGUUGAUCUUUUGCUGCGACAAACCUCUAUAUUUUAGAGCAAGAAAAUAAUUUUUUAACCUUUUUGUAUUUGUAUUACUCAACACUAAAAAAUGCCCCAUUCUUAAAUACGCUUUAAGAGUAUUUUUUUUUAAUCCCUGAUUUUUCAUUUGCAGGAAAGUGACCAUGGAUGAAGACCAGCGUAAACUUCGCCUCUAUCAGGAGCGCUAUUUAGCUGAUGGUGACCUCCACAGUGAUGGUCCUGGAAGGAUGAGAAAAUACAGAUGGAAAAUGUUUGGUAAAUUAAUUUAAUUACAGCUUCAUCUUGAACAUGUUUAUGUAGCCUUUGAGCCACACAAGAGUAGUUUUUGUUUCAGGACAGGUUUUAGAUGAAGGGAAAUCCUGUUUUUAACCUUGGUUUAUAUAAUUAACUUUUAAUGUGCUAAGCCACAUAGGUGAUAACAGCAGGGGCAGUUUGUAGAGGGCAAUGGGCUCUAAAGUGGGACAUUUUUCUUAAAGGACCACUAUAGUGCCAGGAAAACAUACUCGUUUUCCUGGCACUAUAGUGCCCUGAGGGUGCCCCCACCCUCAGGGACCCCCUCCCGCCUGGCUCUGGAAGGGGGAAAGGGGUAAUAACUUACCUUUUUCCAGCGCUGGGCGGAGAGCUCUCCGCCUCCGAUCCUCCCCGCCGGCUGAAUGCGCACGCGCGGCAAGAGCUGCGCGCGCAUUCAGCCCGUCGCAUAGGAAAGCAUUUACAAUGCUUUCCUAUGGACGCUUGCGUGCUCUCACUGUGAAAAUCACAGUGAGAAGCACGCAAGCGCCUCUAGUGGCUGUCAAUGAGACAGCCACUAGAGGAUUAGGGGGAAGGCUUAACCCAUUCAUAAUAGCAGUUUCUCUGAAACUGCUAUGUUUAUAAAAAAAUAGGUUAACCCUAGCUGGACCUGGCACCCAGACCACUUCAUUAAGCUGAAGUGGUCUGGGUGCCUAGAGUGGUCCUUUAAUUUUCAGAACUGAUCUUUAGAAACAUUAAUUGUACUUGUUCAGCUUCAGAUUUUUCUCUCCGACAAAUAAGAGAAUGUUGAAGUCUACAGCAAAUAUUGGUUAAGGGUGCCAGACUGGAUCACACUCCUUGAGCCCUGUGCUCUUUCUGGGAGUGUGUGUAAUGGGUGAGUGUGGUCUGUGUGUGUGCAUUUAUGUGACUGUCUGGUUUUUCUGGCAUCGUGUGCCGGUGUGUGUGAAUGUGCAAGUAUUUGUGUGUUCAGGAGCAUGUAUGGUAGUAGCUUGCAAUGUGUGGAAGAGGAGGGUGAUUUGUGUAUGUUGUGUUUAUGGUCUGGCUGUGUUUCAUGUGUCUGAUAUAAUUGUAUGUCAAGAGGGGGCCGAGUUAAAGUCUCUCCACACUCUAAUGCCUUUUAGAGUGGUCCGAUGAGCUCAUGUUGCAGCUGCAGUUCUUUCAGUCAGACAUCAGUGAACAGUGACUUUUAAUCUGGAGCUCCUGGGUCCUGUGUGUUUAUCUAUUUUCUGCGAAUGUACAGUCUAACCUUAUUCUGUCUUACCUAGAUGAUGCCUCUCAGCUGGACAUGUUCCGCAGGGAUUCUGAGCUGGAAGAUCAGGAGCUUGAUAAUGAAGAGCUUGAUGAAGCAGAUGCGAAAUGGAGGAAAGAAAGAUUUGAGCGUGAACAAUGGCUCCGUGAGCAGGUAUACCUUGCCACAAUCCUCUAAAUGUUAUUUGUGGGAAUAAUUUUUAUUAUUAAAUUAGUAGUUGCAUAACAGUUUUUCGGCGGCAAUGUCCGUUAUCUUAAUGCAGUAUUUGCUGACUGAUUUGCCUAUUUAUUGCAGUCUUGUGUAUUAGUUUCCCAAGAUUGCUGCAUUAGUCAUACAUCUGAAAUCUGAUUCAGACAUACAUCAUAGAGAGAAACUUCUUUUGUAGGCUUUGAACUCUUAAAAAUGUUUUUUUAAUUGUUUAAAUGAUGAACUAUUGGCAGGUGUUGCUAAAGUUGUUCACCCAAGUUUUUUACUCCUGGGAGUCUUUUGAGUUUUAGAAGUUUGCUGCAAGUGAGCCUUGAUACCUUUUUACUUAUUUUUUUUAUUUAUUUUUUCCAUUAUCUAGUCAAGUGGUCAUGCUGCUCAUGAAGAAGAGGAAGAAAUUGGAGAGAGCAGCCAGUUCAUGAAACUUGCAAAAAAAGUUACUGCUAAGGUCCUUCAGAGAAGAGGUAAAAUAAACUUUGCCUCAUUUACUGGAUAACUGCAUUUUGCACCCAAAGUUGUUUCAGAUUUUUAUUUUUUAUUACAGCAUUUACUUUGUCCAGUAUGGCAAUUCUUGAUUAGUAACACCUUUUUUAUGCUUUUCAGCUACCACAGAAACAAGUGAAGUAAAAAAACCUGUCUCAAGAAAUCCAUUUGAAGUCAUCAGGCCUUUCAGCAACCCUAAUGUGAGUAGCUAAUAAUCUUCUACUUCUUCUCUAUUUCCACAGUCAGAAUUUUCCUUUAAAGCAACUUUUCCACUUCUCAGAAUUGCAUGCAGAUUGUUGAAAAAAUUGUUGAAAUCUGAAAUCCCGAGGCUUGACUACAUUGGAAUUUCAUUGAAAUGCCACUACUAAUUUCUGGAAUAGUUUCCUCCCCACUGAGCUCUACAAGGAUUUGUACAGCAUCAGCAUGCACUGCCUGGACGCUGCAGCAGUGCUGUAGAGUGUGCACAAAAGUGUUUUUUGUUUUUUUGGUUUUUUUGGUGUGUAUUGGAACUAUAUUAUGCAUAUUCAGGUACACUCUGAAGGGAAGUUCUAAAGCUCUGCAUUCUCAUCAGGUGAAGCUGUGGUUUGCAUUCUAUACUUUUGGAAUAUUAUUAAAAAUAUUGCAAUUAGAAACAUAUCCUUCAUUGCCAAUUAACAUUUUUUUUUUUUUUUUGCAAUCAGUAAUUUAACAGGUCAAUGUCAUGGUUCACUUUGUAGCUGGCGCCAAUUGGCUUCUCAACUAUACUAAGCCCCUACUUUGUGUAUGUAGUGAAAUUUUGGGCACCCACUUUUAAAGAAUCGUAUUAUGAUGCUGGAGAAUGAACUAGAAAAUAUUUGAAUGUUUUAAUUAAGGCUAGAAAACGUGAACUUGUUUACAUUAGAGCAAACUAAUCGGAGAGAACCUUCAGACAUGUACAGGACCAGUAAAAACAGCUCUUUUGUAACCUAUUCAUUAAGCUGUUCAAAGGAUAAGAUGUCGCCUGUUUAUAUUUAGAGUAAAAGGAUUCUUUACAUUAAUCGUAAAGUUGUGAAAUGAUUUUUUUUUUUUUUUUAGAUGAAGACAGGCUCCCUUUUAAACAAACCAAAAGAAGUCCUGCAGAAACUUGCAGCAAUGUCAGAUCUGAAUCCCAAUGCUCCACGAAACUCCAGAAACUUUGUCUUUCAAACUUUGUCACCAGCAAAAAAAGAGGAAUCCGUAGACAGACCAAAAGCAAAGGUAAUUAUUAAAUUUUCUUUGAUCAGAGAUAUUGUAUAUCUGUUUCCUAAAAGCAUAGAUGAUGGUAUCUACAGUUGUAAAAGCAACUAUUAAUUCCAGUCCAUGAAGACACAGAAUAUUACAAACUGCAGUAUAAUUUCAGUCUUAUUGUUUAGAGUGAAAAAUGUAUUUGAUCGUUAUUGAUGAUAGACUUUACAAAUUUCUAUUUUUCGUGACAAUUGAUGACUUUUCCACAAAUUCCCUGUAAAGUAUUUUACCAUGUAACUUGAAAGUUUAAGCCAAGAAAGGGAUACAUAUGAUGUUCUUUGGACCUGGAUAUCUUAGGUGUGAAUUGUAGAAACUGGCUAUAUAAGAGGGUUAUGCCCUUCUAUCAGGGGGUGUCUUCUGUAGUUUUCUCCCCUGGUUUCACUCUGAGGGUUAUGCAUGACUAGGGGCACUUCUUAUAUUGUAGAAACUGACUAAUUGUAUCAUCAUCCAUCAUUGCCUUUAGGAUAAGAAUGUAGGUUGGUUUCUCCUUUACAAUAAUUUUAAUAUCUACCGACCCAGAGGUGGAUACCAUCCACCUCUUUGUUUAACCUUAUGUGUUUUCAGGCUAUAUGAAGUUAUUUUUCUUUUUUGUCUAGUAGUUAUGUAUUCGAUGCUAAUAAAAGUUAAGGUUUUUGUUUUGCCACUAUUUUAUUAGACUGCUCUUUCCAUUUACUCUCCCUAUUGCUAUUAAUUCACAUGCGUGAUCUGUUCAUUAAUUUUGCCUUUUCAUAUUUAUGGCGCUCCUCAUAGUAGCAUUAAAGAGGUGUGUUUUUAUUUUUUUAUUUUUUUUUUAUUCCAACCACCAUGACCACUUCUGCUUUUAGAAGUGGUCGUGGUAGUAGGAGUCUGGAUAUUCUUUUUCAUAUUGUAACACUGCACAUCUAGAGAUAUUUUUAAUUGUGUUGCUGGAGGUAAGUUGUACCCCCUGCGUGAGUUAUUUGGGCAGCACACUACUGUCUAAAUUUACUGUGCAUAACUUUAAUUCUGUUGUCCACGCCCUCCAGCCAACCUAUUUAGUCUGUAAUUUUUGUAAUUGUCUGUCCUCCCUCCUCGAUUCUUUCCUCCCUUCCAUCUUAAUCAUUAAGCAUGCACUAGCAACCAGUAUUUUUUGCAAUAUUGGUAAAUUGUCAUACAUAAUGUGUUUAGAAGUUGUAAAUUCCUCCUGUGUUAUCAAAAAUCUCUUGUAACAAGUUGUCUUUAGGUGCUUCUUAAAGGGUAUAAAGAUCAAAAAGGUGUUGUGCUGCAAGCAGCAUGAGUAUUUGCACAAUUAUUGUGUGGUUUGUUAAUCAUUAGUGCUGAUAUUUGGACUUAUAAUACUAUUGUGUGUGUGGAAGCAAUGUAUUACUGAAGCCUUCCACCAUGAGAUUCAUUAAACUGUGUUUUUAUAGUCUAAACAACAAUGGUACUCUUCCUAGAAUCUCUUGCUUUUCUACAGAAUAUGCUCCCUGGACAUAUGUUCUUGAAAUUGUAUUCUAUAGCCCACAUUUUGUUUGUUCACCUUGUUUUCCAUCUCCUUUCAGGUACGAAAGAACAUUGCCUUUGCCACACCGUCUCCCAAGCGAUUAAAGUUGGACAAGCUCCACACAGUCAAGAGCAAUAGUCGGAGCAUCUUUCCUUUCUUGGAGAAUUAAUCUGCUCCACCCCAAUCCACAUUUGAGCUUCACAUAUUGUUUACUAAUUGUGCAUUGACAGAUGGCCUGAUUUAGGUGUUGCAUUAUCUACAGCUUCUGAAAUUACUCCUUGUGAUCAAUAUUCUUUGUCCCUUCAGCAGUGAAGCUUGUUUUCUAUGGCCUUGAGCCCAAAGGAGGCAAUACAAAGAUGCCAUUCUCUUUGGCAUCAGUGUUUGCUUAAACCUUAUUCUAAUGUAUCUUCUUCUAUAUGGGAUCAUCCUUUGUGUAUAUAGUUUUAUUUUUUUAUGUUGUACAUGUUUUAUGUAAUGUAACUUAUUGUUGCAUUUGUUUUAUGUAAUAUAGCCUUUCUCCAGCAGGUGUCUUUAGUCUGAGGUUACCUAUUACUUGAAUUCACAAUUUGCAAACUGCAGUUUGUGCCAUAAGCGUAUUCCUAAAUCAGUGCAUUGCAAAACAUCUGCAGUUUUACUGUUACUUAUGUCUGAUAUGCUAUGGAAUCCUUUAAAUACUAUAAAUGUUGCCAAGUAAAAUGCCAUGUCUGAAGCUGAUACUUUUGCAAAUCAAGUUGCACUGAAUCUUCUACCUCACCAUUUCAGCAGUUAAUUUUACACACAUUGUAAGCUCCUUUUAGUAAAAAGGCCAUUAAGGUACCUAUUAAGGCAUCUAUAACCUGAUCAGCCAUCACUUAUUUAUGGGUUUUUGAGUCUUAAGCUUUACAUUUAAAAAAAGUUUUUAUUGCUUUCAACAUUUUUUAUGCUUUUAAAGAAUGUUGUUAAUGUUUUUUUUUUUUUUUUAACAAGACAUCUCUGAAAUUGAUUGUAUACCUGUUAGAAUGCUAAUGUAAAUUGGGAGUCUAAGUGUAUGUAUGUAUGUAUAUAUUCCAAUUCAUUGUCAUCUGCAAAUAAUCUCCGCUGGUGCUGUCUAGUACAGUGGUUCCUAAGGCAUGACCGUUCCAGGUUUUAGGAAUUUGAUUUGGACCAUUUGUUUGCCUUGAACUGGGUUUAGAAUCACUGGUCUAAAAAGGCAAGCAGUGCAUCUUUGUCAUUAUUUGACGUAGAACAAAACUAUCAUUUUUAUUAAAUGUUCUAUAGUUAACAUUCAAUGAAUACUUCUUGUGCAUAAUUAUAGUCUGAUAAAAAACACUAGCACUGAAGAAGGGCAGCAUUCUAAUUAUCCAACGUGUAAAUUUGAUGCUAAAUUGCUUCUUCUGUGACCUUAAUAUAAAUUCUCCAAAAUUUGAUACAAAACAUUAUCAGCACUUAAGUAAACCGUUAAAAUGUAAUGGCGUGGCUGCAACUAUUCAACAUUAUAUUUUGCAAUGAAAUGAAUGAAAGGCUUUUGUAAAACAAUUUGUAAUAUUGCUUCCUCUUGUAAUAUAUUUUAUUGUAAAUGGUUAUAGAUUGCUUUUGAAGUGAGA
Pelobates cultripes (western spadefoot toad) is the source of this 28178-nucleotide messenger RNA. The record is from the annotation of a GenBank genome assembly. NCBI's taxonomy places the organism in Eukaryota, Metazoa, Chordata, Amphibia, Anura, Pelobatidae.